CCCAAUGGCUUUGCUUCUCCUUCCAAAUACCAUCUCUUUUUCCCUUCUUACAACACCGCCGAAGGUACCCAGAAGUAGAACAAGAACAAGAUUUGCGAGACACCGCCGGUUUCUGGCCUUGGCGGCUUCUCCGGAGUCAAAGGAUGACAAGACUGCUUCUUCUCAGAAAUCAACAAAGUUGGUCACUUUUUUGGGAAAAGGUGGCUCCGGCAAGACCACCUCCGCCGUUUUCGCUGCCCAGCACUUUGCAAUGGCAGGGUUUAGCACAUGCUUGGUGAUACACACUCAAGAUCCCACUGCUGAGUUCUUUCUAAACUGCAAAAUCGGAAGUUCUCCUACACUAUGCAACAGCAACCUUUCGGCUCUUAGAUUUGAAACCACCCAAAUGCUUCUAGGACCUCUGAAAGAGCUAAAGCAAGCGGAUGCUCGUCUUAAUACGACACAAGGAGUUCUUGAAGGGAUAGUGGGAGAAGAGCUUGGGGUGCUUCCUGGGAUGGAUCCUAUUUUUUCCGCAUUAGCACUUGAGAGGCUUGUUGGAUUUUUUAGGAAUGCGGCCCAAAGAAACCACAACAAAGAUAAAUUUGAUGUAAUAGUAUAUGAUGGUCUGAGCUCUGAGGAAAUGCUACGAAUGAUUAGUGCAGCCAGUAAAGCAAGGCUGUACUUGAAAUAUCUGCGUAAUGCAGCUGAGAAAACUGAUAUUGGGAGGUUGGCGGGUCCUUCAGUUUUGAGGCUUGUGGAUGAAGCCAUGAGUAUUAGCAGCAGUACACCCCAUCGCAAUGGGAAAAUGAGCGCAGAAAUAUGGGACAUUCUGGAACAAAUGUUGGAGAGAGGGUCGUCUGCUUUCUCAGAACCUCAGAAAUUUGGCUGCUACCUAGUGAUUGACCCAGACAACCCAGCAUCUGUUGCUACUGCUUUACGUUAUUGGGGUUGCUCAAUCCAAGCUGGUGCACAGGUCUCCGGAGCCUUUGCGAUUGCUUCACGACAUGUGAAUACAGAAUCAGAGGAAAGACUCAAGAAAACCUUUUCACCCUUGCCUUUUGCUUUCAUUCCACAUCUCCCCUUUGGUUCCCCUCUAGAUUGGAAUGCGAUCAUACUGAACACUGUCAAUGAAAAUGCACGGAAUCUUCUUUCUUUGCCUGCAAGUGGCAGCAGUAGUGUAACACCCUCAGUGAAGUUUGAUGCAGCCAGAAAAUCAGUAACCCUUUUCAUGCCAGGUUUUGACAAGUCAGAGGUCAAGCUGUACCAAUAUAGGGGAGGAUCUGAGUUGUUGGUGGAAGCUGGGGAUCAAAGACGUGUAAUUCAGCUGCCUUCUAAAAUUCAAGGGAAAGUCGGAGGUGCCAAGUUCAACUUCAUAGACAGAAGUCUUGUAAUCACAAUGCGAUAGUGUAAUCAGAUUCUGAUAAUUUCAUAUAUUUAUAAUCAAUUGAGAUGUAUCAUGUACCUCUUAGAGAAAAAGAGAGAGGGAUUAGGAAAGCCGACAUUUGUUUCUCUAUAAUCUCAAU
Molecule: messenger RNA, 1502 nt
Organism: Prunus mume (Japanese apricot)
Lineage: Eukaryota; Viridiplantae; Streptophyta; Magnoliopsida; Rosales; Rosaceae
Product: P-loop containing nucleoside triphosphate hydrolases superfamily protein
Source: RefSeq, a predicted model, not a curated record